Lepisosteus oculatus (spotted gar) is the source of this 11380-nucleotide messenger RNA. RefSeq names its product potassium inwardly rectifying channel subfamily J member 6 (gene kcnj6). Gene Ontology annotation, cellular component: plasma membrane. The record is from RefSeq and is a predicted model, not a curated record. Lineage: Eukaryota; Metazoa; Chordata; Actinopteri; Semionotiformes; Lepisosteidae. Gene Ontology annotation, molecular function: G-protein activated inward rectifier potassium channel activity. Gene Ontology annotation, biological process: potassium ion import across plasma membrane; regulation of monoatomic ion transmembrane transport.
GAUUCAUCUUAAUGUUUUCGUUUGUUCAGGCAACGACAAAAUACGUGUAUGACUUGUUUGCUUCUCGAAAACCACAAAGCCACCAAAGGCUCAUCCAAAAAGCUUCGAGUUUCAAAGUAGGCCUAACUCCGUAAAUUAAUGUUUAACUAUCUUAAACUUGUCAAUAUUAGUUUUCGUUUUCAUUGGAACAUUUGUACAAACGAAACAAGCUAUUUUUAUAACCUUUUGGAUGACGAUGUAGCUAAUCUAUCCCAGUUUUAGGGAUUAAAUAUCCGUAUUCUACCAAUUAGGGGAUUUCUGGAAGUUUAAAAUCUUAUUUAUGUUCUCUAGUUAUUUAAUCAAGCAGUGGUAACUGCAGAUGGAUACGCUAUGUAUGUCCUCUGUUUUUCUACUUUUAUUUUUAAAUAAUACAGGCGGUCAGUAUUUUCUGAUAAGAGUACACUUGGGCCGUUCUGACGGAGUCCGACUGGGUGGGAGAGAGUGAGAGAGGAGGGUGAGAUCACGGAACAGCUCAGCCUUCACAGAGACGUUUUUCCUUUCCAGCAAGCGGCACUGUUUUCUGUUUUAUGUCCCUCUUUCGAGCUGCACUAAGAUCAGACUCGAAGCUUUUCCUAGGCUGAAAUUAACUAGAAUUCAUUGAAUCUGCGGAUUUCGUGACGUUACCUUACGUGCUCCUUCUCUUCUCCCGUGCGUUGCUGGGUUGUAUUCUCUCUCUUUCUCUCCAUUCCCAGUCCGUGUCGUCUUUAUAUACUCCGGAUACCGUUAACUCCGCUUUACAACCUGGAUUAGAAGGAACUUAAAGGGUCGUACUCUUUUUUUUCUUUUUUCUUUUUCUUUUUUUUUUUGGUUUGGAUUUAAAAAAAAAAACUAACUCUGGGAACUGAUCAAGCUUUUCACCCGGGAGCAUGGUAGUAUGACAAAAGGCUUUUUUUCCCGAGAUGUAAAAAAAAAUCAUAAUUGAUAACAAUUGCCUUCCCUCCCCAUUUCUGUGUAUGAUACGCUUGGCGUUGUAAAAACCCGUCUUAAUUUCGAGAGGGUGGAUAAUGGAUGAGUGAAGUCAGUGCGGUGUUAAAUAGAACUCCCUCCAUCUCCAUGGCGACCUGGAAAUCUCUCAUUCAGAACCAUGGAGAGUGCGCGCAGCGAGUAGCUCGAGGAAGGGAGUCGGUCCAGCGCCGAGGACAAAGCGGGAGAGAGUAACGUGCACGGUGAAGCUUAAAAACUGUUGUCAGCCCUGGAGACGAGCGGGGGCAAGGUUUGACACCGAGACUGCUCUUCUGCCAGACACAGCGGGGCUCAUAUCCUUCAAGAAGCCCCGAUGGAGCAGGAUGUGGAAAGCCCAAUCACCAUCAGACACCCCAAGCUGCCCAAGCAAGCCCGAGAGGACCUACCCAAACAGCUGGUCGAGAAAGAGAGAACAAGAAGGAAGAUCCAGCGAUACGUGCGCAAAGAUGGGAAGUGCAACGUGCAUCAUGGGAAUGUGAGGGAGACGUAUCGUUACCUGACAGACAUCUUCACCACACUGGUGGAUCUCAAGUGGAGGUUCAACCUCUUCAUCUUUGUCCUGGUCUACACAGUGACGUGGCUUUUCUUUGGCAUGAUCUGGUGGCUCAUAGCCUACAUCCGAGGAGAUCUGGACCACAUAGGGGACAACCAGUGGACACCGUGCGUCAAUAACCUGAAUGGCUUUGUCUCUGCCUUUCUGUUCUCAAUAGAGACAGAGACCACCAUCGGGUAUGGCUACAGAGUCAUCACAGACAAGUGUCCAGAGGGCAUCGUGCUGCUCCUGGUUCAGUCAGUGCUGGGGUCUAUCGUGAAUGCCUUCAUGGUGGGAUGCAUGUUUGUAAAGAUCUCCCAGCCCAAGAAGCGGGCGGAGACGCUGGUGUUCUCCACCAAUGCCGUCAUCUCCAUGCGGGAUGGCAGGCUGUGCCUCAUGUUCAGGGUGGGGGACCUCAGGAACUCACACAUUGUGGAGGCCUCCAUCAGGGCCAAACUGAUCAAAUCCAAGCAGACCAAGGAAGGGGAGUUCAUUCCCCUGAACCAGACGGACAUCAAUGUGGGCUACGACACCGGGGACGACCGGCUGUUCCUGGUGUCCCCCCUCAUCAUCUGCCAUGAGAUCAACCAGCAUAGCCCCUUCUGGGAGAUCUCCAAAGCCACCCUGGUGAAGGAGGAGCUGGAGAUCGUGGUCAUUCUGGAGGGGAUGGUGGAAGCAACAGGGAUGACGUGCCAAGCCAGGAGCUCCUACGUGACCGGUGAGAUUAAGUGGGGCUACCGCUUCACGCCCGUGCUGACCCUCGAGGACGGGUUCUACGAGGUGGACUACAACAGCUUCCACGAAAUCUACGAGACCAACACCCCCGCCUGCAGCGCGCGGGAGCUGGCCGAGAUGACGGCCCGGGCCCAGCUGCCUCUCACCUGGUCCGUGGCCAGCAAGCUGAACCAGCAGGCGGCGCUGGAGACCGAGAGGGAGAGCCAGGAGACCCGCGCCCGGGACGGUGGAGACCAGACCGAGCGGAAUGGUGACGUAGCCAACAUGGAGACCGAGUCGAAAGUGUAGGAGCGCUGGAAGAGGCGGGAACGUCUGUCCGCGGUGUCCUGACGCCACCUGAGAGCAGGGCUGCUCCGACUCAAGGGCAGAGGGUUUCAGUAGUCGCUAGCAGGCUCAAUACAAAGGAAUGGAAAAACCUGUAUCCUAGAGAGGCAAGAGCCAUUUCCUUCUUUACACGGCAAACGUCACCCCCGUGAACAACUAAAAGACGACAAUCCGUCAGACUUGAAGGCCCAGCAAUCGCAUGCAUUGAUAGCAAGGUUGUUUCUAGAACUUAAAAUAUAUAUAUAUAAUUUUUUAAAUUCAAAGGUCUAACCUAUAUAUAUAUACGUAUAUAAAUAUAUAUUGGGGCAUUUGCAUUUGUAUUUUUUUGUAUAUAUAUAUUUCAAUACUUGUUCUUAGCCAAUGACUGGGAGGAUGUGUUACUGAUACUUGAGUGUGUGGUACCUAGCUGUUUGAUUCCAAGUUGGAGAGGAAAGCUUCCUGUAAAUAUGCCUUAUGUAAUAUUUAAGCUUUCUUUACAUUAGAGUUUUUUAAAAGACAAGCAUGUACAAAACUACUGUAGUUAAACAAUUCUAUAAAAUGUACAUAUAAUGUAAGUAGUAUAUGCUAGAAAAGAAUUCUCUAAAGUAUUGGAUGCAAAAACUAUAGAUUAGACCAUUCUUCUGGGAUCUCUGCUCUAGCUGAAGCAGGAGUCUUUAGUAGUGUGUCUGACCCUGGCUGUGCAUGUCCUCUUUGUAUUCUCAUAUCCAGUCCAGACACUGUGUAUGUUUCUCAUUGUAUCUUUUAGGUUAGUAAUUAUGAUUAGUUGCUUUCUUGUCAUACAAUCAGUGCAAGGUGUUUUCAGUUAGAAAAAAUGCAACUAAAUUGUGACAUUAGCCACCCCCAUUUUAUUUUAUUACCUGAAGCAAGGCGUCAGGAGAAAUGUUACUGAGCUGACCCCCUCCAUACACACACUGUAAUGUGGUUUAUGUUUUUAAGCUAUGCCUUGCUUUCGCCAAAAUCCUGCACCCCUUUUGGAGCUUAAAAUUCCUAAGUCUCUCCCUGCCAUCCACGUCGUAGCUACUGAUUGGUGAAAGAAUGCUGGUCAUGCACCCAAGUAUGAGCCCUUUAAAUUCAAGUUUAUGCCUUUAACUUGCUCCACCUGCUGGUGUAGGAAGUUUUCUUUGGAGAGCACUUUGACUGCAAGACUUUGGAUGCACACAUGAUCACAGUAUUUCAACAUUCAAUAUUAAUAGGCAAAGGAAUGACGAGUCGUGAAAACCCAUGCAGAAUUUUGGAAAAACUGCAUGUUGGCAACAUGUUGGGAAUGUUUGUCAUUUCCUUUAAUGUACUGUACAGAAUGACAAUAAUUUACAUGAAAACAGUUAAUGGACUGCGCAGAGUUUUGCAGGAGGAGUUCUGUUAAUAGUGGCACAGAAUAUUGUUGUCUUUAGAUUACAGAAGGUGGAGACUGCCAUGUACUGUUUACCAAAAGGCUUAGUGAUGGAUGUAAUUUACCAGCAGGUGCAACUAAUGUCUUUCACUUAUCAAAGCUUGUAAUGUGACACUCCUCAAAUAGUGCUGUCAAACACUCAGACAUGUGGAACUCAAAAUUAUAGCGGAAUUGGCUAUGUUGUCAUCUAUUAUUAGCAAACCUUCAGCGGGAGAAAGUCACCAGCUCAUUCUUUUAUAAAUAUAUUGACAUGGGAUAGAGGCAGUUAUGGAAGGAAUGUAUAUAGAUAAUAAAUUUGCCAUUAAGCUUAUUUAUCUUUAUUUUCAAAUGAAAAUAUCAUUGAACAAUACCCAGUGGUCACUAUAGCACAAAGAACAACAUCCAGUGAUCACUGUAGUAUAGUGAUCACAAUAUCAAAUUUCUUGUUUUCUGCCCAUCCUACAAUGUGCAAAACCACAAAAUGAAGGUCAACCAAUACUAUAUAUCUUAUACAGGCUCAUUUGGUAUCUGAGCAGCUACUCCGUCAUGGUGAUUCCUAUGUCUCUAAGGCCGUUAUUAACUAGCAUGGAUCAUGGGAGUUGAUUAUCACUUGUCCCUACAAGAUUGCAUUGCCUGUGAAUGCAUUUCCUUAGUGAAAAGAACCAUUUUACACUGCUGGAUGGAUCAAGCUCAGCGUCUCAGUGCCCAUUGUCCUGCACAGAGACACUGAAAGUAGUCAUCCGGUCCAUGGUUCAUUUUCAUCAGGGGGAAUUCCUGUUUGGUUUGCUUGGAGUAAAUGAAGAUUCCCGUGUCAGUUCCAGACCACCCACAUAACACAACUGAAAAGUCCACUUUUUCUGCACAAAAAAAAACUCAUUUUACCAAGAGAAGCUGUCUUACCACAGACAUUUUUAGAAGAUAUUCAUUUUCUCAAAAUAUGUAUUUUACUCCACUGUCCUGUACGUUAUUAGAACAUUGAGAAAUGUUCAUCACAGGGCUCAUUGAAAUAUUUACUUUCAUACAGACCAUUCAUUUUUUGGGGGGGGUUUGAAUGUUGUCUUUCUCAAAGAAUCACGGCACCGAUACAUAAUUCCUUAAAUUAAAUUAAAACUGUCAUUUUGUGACCCAUUUUUCUGUUUGUGCUUUUCAAGUAAAAGCUGCAGUCCCAUCUCUUCCUUUAGGUUUAGAGCUCUGCUUUUUAUUACCAUGUACCCCACGGGCCCGGUUGAUUAUUUUCAUUAAAAACAGUGUGCAUUGCUGAAGAAUCUUUCUGGAUUGAAACCCUUUUCAUGUAUGCAUUAAAAUUGUUGUAAUGCAUACUCAUGUAUUGUAAAGUGUUUUUUUGUUUGUUUAAAUGGCAAUCUUACUGGUCCUGAGAAACUGAACCAGCAGUCCCUCUUCCUGGAGAAUACAGGACUCGGGGGGGACGCAAUUCUGCUCAAAGUUGAAUAUUUUCCUAGUCUCCAUCACAGCUCUUAACAGGUCAAAGGUAUUUUUUUUUCCCCAUUCACCCUCAUGCUUUCUUGAUGCAUUCAGUAACAUACUGUAGCAGACGGUUUUUUAAGCGUCGUUUAGAGUCUCAAUGCUGAAGGCUGCCCUCAAUUACAACAGGGUGACACGAUUGAGUGAUUAAACGGAAAAAAAUAAGGCGAGUAAACUAGAAAGGUAUGAUAAGAGUUCAAAUCAAAUUUGUUCCUUUAAGCUUUGUGUUCUGUCAUUUUGUUUUCUUCUUCUUGUCAGUUUAGGAGUUGAAAACUAACGAAACAAUACAGCACUUUGGGGCUGCUAUCAGCAGGCCAUCUUCUUGAUCCAGUGAGACCAUUCCUCUUCCUUUAGAGUUUAAUUCUCUGUCCUGCUACUCAAAAGGAAAUUGCUCAUUAUUUGGAUUGUUUUUUUUUUGUAUGACGAUUUUCAAUUCCCAGUUGAAAAUCGAGUUUUUAAUUCAGGAGAACUUCCAGUUUCUUGGUAGCUCCGUCUGUGGUUUCCUUUACGAUUGGAAGAUGGUACAGUACUGUAUCUUUCUGAAGAAGUAUAGUUAAGGGAUUUUUUUUUGCUUGUUCUGUGAAUCUGUCAUGAUCUUUUUACGUGUAAUUUUAAAUCGUGAGGUAAUACACGUCUUUGUCAUCUAUUUAAAUUUAUUUUGGACUUUGAGAAUGUAUAUUUAUCUGUACAAUUAUUACAGAAUAUUUGAUAUUUUGUAGCUACCCAUUGUUGGCUUUCAGUUCUCAAGUUUGUUCACACAUUUAUUUAACCCCAACAGAAAGCACCCUGUCACCAACAGAUUAAAUUUAGGAUUUUCAUGUUUUGAAUUUGGACACAAUGGGGCAUUAACAGUGAACCACAAUGUUUCUUUUAAUGUGAUUUUGAACAUAGUCUUAGUCAGCAACUGGAAAUAAAGGAAAAUUGUGGACUUUUUUGUAAUGAGAAAUGAAGUACUCAUUUUUAUUCCUGGUAUAGCCACAAAAUUGCAGGGAUCGUCAAAAUGUUUUAUUAAUAUUGUUCAGCUACUCCUUAUUCUUGAUAUUAGAAUUGUCAUCAGUAGGCGUUAACUCUUGCGUUGCUGGACUGUAGCUUAUGUAAACCUGUAAAACAGUAGUACUAAAAGCAAGAGAGGGUGCUUUAUGCAACAGUCCAUGUUUUUGUUGUUUUACCAUUUUUUUAUUUGGUAGGAUCAAAAUAUGUAUUUAUACACAGAGCCAGGAACCGCACAGUCUUGAGUAUUGAUGUGAAGUCACGUGAUCUGCUGGGUGGGUUGUGGGUAAGAGUCCUGCUAUGUUUUAAAUCACUGUUACUGAGAUUCUUGAAGUAGAAUAGCUACGACUUGACAGUUGCUUCUCCCGGUCAGAUGCAGGUUGGCAGAGCUCAAACACAACCUCCAGAAUCCAGGAGGAGCCGAACAAUGAGGUGCACUGGGAGAAUGAAGAUGCUGCUUUAAUGGAGUAAGAGAAGCAUCAACCCCCCCCCCAGCUUGUUAAAACACAUUAAUGGGCCUUUCCAACCUGAAGCAAAAUCAAGGGGGAAACUGUAAAACUGGUGGGCUAUGAAACUCUGUUUCAUCUUCACUGUAUUCCUGUGGGUCAUCGAAGGACUGCACCAAAUUCUCAGGGUUAUAUUCUAUUUUCGGUUUGUCUUAUAUCGCGAACUAGGAAUCGAGUCUCAAACUGUUGAAUGCAAAGAUUUCUGGAAGAGAGUGUACAUAUGUGGGUGAGGGGUUCUCGUUGUUGUAACCCUGACUUAAAAUUAUGCGCUUCUUACCUUCUGUUAAAAAAUGAUUUUGCAAAACUGCUGUGCGAAAUGAAGGUGAAUUGGAAGUCUACGCUAGAGGCUCGAGAGUUGCGGUUGAGCAGCAGACAGAUGUUCAGGCAGGUUCAGUGCGAGUUACCAUCGGUCUUGGGAGAGGGAUAUUUUCACUGCAUUGAGGCCAAAGUAAAUUUUGCUCAAGAUUUGGUUUUAAUCUGUAAGCCGACAUAGCACUACAAAACAAGUUUAGAUCCUCUCUCAAACCCUGCUGAACAAACCUUGCCGUUUGCCUCGCAUAAAUUACAGUGAGAUUUUUUUUCCCCAGUUUAAUUUAGCCGGAGUGGCAUUGCUUGCACUUGUAUUCCAUUCAUAUACAUUCUCGAGCCCCACUAAUUUUUUAAUCGGCAUUCCUCAAGUAGUUGGGGGUCUUGGAGUUUAGUCAGAUGCCAUUUUCCUACUUCCUAAUCAGAUGUAUUGGAAUAUUUUUGUAUUUUGUUUAAGCAAUAAUGCCCUUUGUUGGGUGGUGAACCAUUGGACAACCAGAACGAAUGGGGGAAUGUCAGCUACUAUCAAUCUAAUGAGAUUCCUAAUUAGUCCUGUGUUGCUUGUAUUACUAAGAACAGAUUUUAAUUACAGUUAAUCAUAAACUAAAAGCAAGUUGGAUAAUUGCUUAAUAUCAGAGCACUUUCACCGAAUUGCGUUUGUGGGUUUUUUUUUUAAUACCCUUAUUAUUAGGAACAGAAAAAAGCACAGUAACUGCAGCCCACAGUUGCUCAUAAUAACCACUGCUCUCAGCUUGCUUGAUUUAUAUUCAGAUUAUCCAAGAGGGAAUCUCCUCUAACCAGCAUGGCAAAUAAACCCGUCAGAACCCGUACUGUAUUCUUCCCUAACACAGGAUUAGGCUCAUUUAAAGAGCAGAGAUUUGUUCCAUGCUGAAAAGCAAAAAGAAAAAAAAACAUACCAUUGUGGCUGUGUAGCCUCUUCUUCAGAGCUUCUCAACACCCAGAGGAGUUCUCCACAGCUGAAACUUGUGAUUUUUUAAGAGUGGAAUUAACCUCUACCAUUUUCUUUGCAGAUUUCAUACUAGAACAGCUCCCUCCUCUAACCACUUAAGUCCCAGUCAGCUAGACAAGCAAGACAUGUGAGUUUUUCUGCUCAAUGAGCUGUGGGAAUAAAUGUACUUGAUGAAGGGUGGGGGGUUAUUUUGGAGAUCAGUGCAUGAUGAAGCUACAGAUUUCAUACUUUAAAGAGAUCAUCUUGACUGAUUGAACCAAAAGCAAGAUGGGUAGCAUGAUCACCAUCCAGGUGGGGCUGCACAUUGGUGGUGGUGGAGGGGAUCCCCAUUACCUGUAAAGCACUUUGAGUGGAGUGUCCAGAAAAGCACUAUAUAAGUGUAAGCAAUUAUUAUUAUUAUAAUCACCAAACAUGCCAGGGACUGCUUAUUAACCAAAAACAAAUCCUGUGUAUUUCGUGAAGUACAAAUGCAGCUGUUGUGGUAUCUUCAGUGCUGCAUGAGACUGCGCCUUGCUACCAGAGUGCAUAUAAUGUAAAAGAAAUCAGACUUCAUUUCUAUGACAGAUUUGGCAGUCCAGCAGUACCCACUUUGACAAGUCAAACAAUGACAUGUGAAAGUGCUAUGUUGACUGCAUUUAAAAUCUGGAUAGCAAUUCUAGAAGGACAGAGCUUUAUUUUGUAUGUCACACUAUUAAAAUGGUGAACACAAAACCAGACAUUUUCUUGGUUUUAUUUCCUUAUCAAAAUGUCUGUCUUUGAAGGUUCUAAGAAAUGUAUUACAGUUUGCCUGUGGGACAGAACAUUUUUCUUUAAGUACUGGCAGAAUAACAGUACCAGAUUUCCUUCAAAACACACAUCUGCCUUUUUAUUUGUUUGCUGAACUUGAAUGUUUUAUUUUAUUUCCUUUGAUGAAAGGCAGGCAUUUGGUCUCUUCUGCAUUAAUAUCUUCCUGACACCUGUGACAGGUUAAUAAAUUGGACAAUAUGCCUAUUACUUAAGUCUAACAUUAUAUGUGGAGAUUAUUAUAAGGCACAUCAUAGAUUCCAGAUACUUCAUUUGACUCCUGCCACAAAAUUCAACAUAUCCAAUGCAAUCAAAUCUGCUGUACAUUCCUCAUGAGAAAAAAAUCUGAUUUGAUACUAGUUUGCAAAAGAAUCCUGGAUAAGAAACAGUUUGACCAAAAAACGUUCAAAAUAUAUACUGUGUUAUACUGAAAUUUAUGCUGGAAAAAUUCAUUUUCAGGUAACAGUUUCUGUCUUUGAGAGCAAAUAUAUCGUGGUUUGUUUUUUUUGUUGUUUUUUUUGUGUGUUGUCCACUGGAAAGCCUGUAUCUGUCUGGAUGUUGUGAAACAAGCAGCAAUGAAAACUUUAGUUAAACACAUUGUCAUACUGUUAAACGUGACAUUAAAUAUUCGAGUUCUUUUGUCAUGGCAAAAAAACGACAGGCUGGAUGUUGGAGGUGUGGAAGUGUAUUCCAGGAAUGCUAGUCAUCUUGAGUUCUAUUUCCACAUGAAUUAAUCUGAGUAAAAUUGUGACUUUAUAAAGGCUACAGCAUAAGGGAAAAUGAGCGUGUAAAGACCCUCUAAAAAGAGACAAAAAGCUGAUAAACUGUCAUCCUGCUAUGAGAAACCGGGCCUGGUGAAGUAUGUAUUCGUUUUUCAUGCUGCAGGGAAAGUCCUUAUAGUAAAUGGCUUGAAUUGAAAAUGCUCUCUCCGGCCCUUUUCCAGAUGCAUGGAUAAACUAUAAGACACUUUAAAACACAAAGCUGGGGUUGCCUUUUUUUGUUAUAAAAUAUAUAUAUUUUGUACCGAUGAACUGAGAGAAAGGAAUUGGGAUGAAAUGUUUGAAAAAACAAACCUGUUCCCUCCCUCUUGUCCCACAGUGUUAACUUCACUUUUCUUAUACUAUUUACAAAGGAAAUGAGAUUCCCUCAAAAGAGGCUACACAGCAAUUGGGAAAUAAUCUGUUGAGCUAUAUCUAUGAUUUAUUAUGGACUGUGCGACUCUUCUUUUCCAGGUUGGAUUAUGUGUGAUUUUGCACUGAAAUCUGACAGCUGUGGGUUCUUCAGUAGAGCUGAUGUACAGCGAUCGCUACUGAGGUUUUAAGAUGUGCAGCAUUUCGCCGUUUAAACUCAGCUGGGAAAGAUACCGAUGAUCCCCUGUAGUUUAAUCUGCUGCUCCAUGUUGCACUGCUGCUCACCAGAAAACUGCCCAUAUCAUCUCUUCAAUAUUUCAAUGAGAAACCUCUCACAAGGGCAGCAGCAUAACCCAACAACGAAGUAAUUCAAUCCUGGGAUUUUCCAAACUUUAUUAUACUCUCUUGUGCUUCUAAUUGGGUGAAAUACCUAACUGUAAGAAAGAGGGAUGAAAAAUGAUGAGGAGAGCACUUCAGAUUUCAACAAGAACUCCAGAUGGCCACUUUAUUUAGUCAUACUCUCCAAAGAGUUUCAGUAGCAGUCCACGACACACAGUUAUCAAGAAUAUGCGCAAAUCUCUAACCUCCUUCCACCACACUGCCUGCUGUACGUGGUGCCUGUGUCCUAGUUCAGACCCAGGCUGAGGUCCGACAGCAGUGGGCUUUAGGGAGGGUCACGUGGUCGAGUCUGGGUCUGCGGCCGACUGGGACGGGAGGUUUCUCGGGCAGCGCCGUCCAAGUCGGCAAGGGCUCUCGUAACCCCCGGCAGCCACAGGUGUUACGAGCCGAGACGUGAAAAAACGCAAAUGCAAACUUCAAAUCGGGUGGGUUGAGCCACAAAUGUCGCUAAAUUUGCUUUCGGAAUGCACAAGCAGCAAACGACCGAUGAGUACAUUUAACAGCUAUUCAUCUUAAAGAUGAGGGAUGAGUAUGACGGGGAAAAAAAAAAAAACAGAAUUUUUCAGUAAUACAGUUUGAAGACCCGCAUUUUUAAACGCAUUACGAGUCCGUUCACAACCCCACUUCUCUCGCAUGUGAAGAAAGUUUUUUCCCCUCGGUUUAGCCUGUGGGACACCAGGAAGUACAGGGUUUGUCUUUUGUUUCCGUUUACGACCCUUUCAAGUUAUUUUGUCAAUGUUUCUGUGCACGAGCAAUGGAAUGAAAGCAUGUUUUGUACGAAAGCAGAAUAACUGUAUAGAAAAACUCAAACGAUUCCAGUGCCAAAUUUUUAAAUAAAUUGAUAUGUUUAAA